CGAGCUGGGUGGGAGGGGCCGCGGCGGGGAGGCGCGCGGGGCCCGGGCGCCGGUAGGGGCGGCAGCAGGCGGGGCCGUGCGGUUCCGGCUGUCGGGGCCCGGCGACUCUAGGGUUCGCUGCGCGGGCUAGGCGGGCUCCGGGGAGCGAGCGUCGGCUUCCGCUCGGACGGGCUCUGGCAGCGGGGUCGGCCGCGGCGCCCGGCGCGCCCCGGUACCCUCGGCCUCCGGCGUCGGGGCGGGGGAGGGAGGAGAUGCCGACCCAGCGGGACGGCGGCAGCAUGUCCCAUCCGGGCGGCGGCGGCGGCGGUGGGGACCAUGCCCAUCAGGUCCGGGUGAAAGCUUAUUACCGCGGGGAUAUCAUGAUAACACAUUUUGAGCCUUCCAUCUCCUUUGAGGGCCUUUGCAAUGAGGUUCGGGACAUGUGUUCUUUUGACAACGAGCAGCUUUUCACCAUGAAAUGGAUAGAUGAGGAAGGAGACCCAUGUACAGUAUCAUCUCAGUUGGAGCUAGAAGAAGCCUUUCGACUUUAUGAGCUAAACAAGGAUUCUGAACUCUUGAUUCAUGUAUUUCCUUGUGUGCCAGAACGUCCUGGAAUGCCUUGCCCAGGGGAAGACAAAUCCAUCUACCGUAGGGGUGCACGUCGCUGGAGAAAGCUUUAUUGUGCAAAUGGUCACACUUUUCAAGCCAAACGCUUCAACCGGCGUGCUCACUGUGCCAUUUGCACAGAUCGCAUAUGGGGACUUGGACGCCAGGGGUACAAGUGCAUCAACUGCAAACUACUGGUUCAUAAGAAGUGCCACAAGCUGGUCACAAUUGAAUGUGGGCGGCAUUCUCUACCCCCGGAACCAAUGAUGCCAAUGGAUCAGUCUUCCAUGCACUCAGACCAUGCACAGACAGUAAUUCCAUAUAAUCCUUCCAGUCAUGAGAGUUUGGACCAAGUUGGUGAAGAAAAAGAGGCAAUGAACACCAGAGAAAGUGGCAAAGCUUCAUCCAGUUUAGGUCUCCAGGAUUUUGAUUUGCUUCGGGUAAUAGGGAGAGGAAGUUAUGCCAAAGUACUGUUGGUUCGAUUAAAAAAAACGGAUCGUAUUUAUGCAAUGAAAGUUGUGAAAAAAGAGCUUGUCAAUGAUGACGAGGAUAUUGAUUGGGUGCAGACAGAGAAGCAUGUUUUUGAGCAGGCGUCCAAUCAUCCUUUUCUUGUUGGGCUGCAUUCUUGCUUUCAGACUGAAAGCAGAUUGUUCUUUGUUAUAGAGUAUGUAAAUGGAGGAGAUCUAAUGUUUCAUAUGCAGCGACAAAGAAAACUUCCUGAAGAACAUGCCAGGUUUUACUCUGCAGAAAUUAGUCUAGCUUUAAAUUAUCUUCAUGAGCGAGGGAUAAUUUACAGAGAUUUGAAAUUGGACAAUGUAUUGCUGGACUCGGAAGGGCACAUUAAGCUCACUGACUAUGGCAUGUGUAAGGAAGGUUUGCGGCCUGGAGAUACAACCAGUACUUUUUGUGGUACUCCCAAUUACAUUGCUCCUGAAAUUUUAAGAGGAGAAGAUUAUGGUUUCAGUGUUGACUGGUGGGCUCUUGGAGUUCUGAUGUUUGAGAUGAUGGCUGGAAGGUCUCCAUUUGAUAUCGUCGGGAGCUCUGAUAACCCUGAUCAAAACACAGAAGAUUAUCUUUUCCAAGUUAUUUUAGAAAAACAAAUUCGAAUACCACGUUCUCUAUCUGUAAAAGCUGCAAGUGUUCUUAAGAGUUUUCUCAACAAGGACCCAAAGGAGCGGCUGGGUUGUCAUCCUCAAACGGGAUUUGCUGAUAUUCAGGGACACCCAUUCUUUCGAAAUGUUGACUGGGAUAUGAUGGAGCAAAAACAGGUGGUACCUCCCUUUAAACCAAAUAUUUCUGGAGAAUUUGGUUUGGACAACUUUGAUUCUCAGUUUACUAAUGAACCUGUCCAGCUUACUCCAGAUGAUGAUGACAUUGUGAGGAAGAUUGAUCAGUCUGAAUUUGAAGGUUUUGAAUAUAUCAAUCCUCUUUUGAUGUCUGCAGAAGAAUGUGUCUGAUCCUCACUUUUCAGCUCUGCAUUCUGCUUAUGUUGCCAUUUAAUGCAUGGAUGAACUCCUUGUCAGCCUCCAUAGAGUUAACCCACUUAUAUUUGCCACCUGCUACAAAACCAUCCAACACCCUAUUAUAUAUAGACUAUCGUAAUUGGUACAUUGAAGUGUAACUGUGAAAAGGAAUCAAAGCUAGCUUCCAGACAAUCAUGUCAAAAUUUUGUUGUUCUGGUUCUUCAGAGGCCUAUUGAUGAGCACUGAAGUUAUCCUUUUUGUUUAAGGAAACACCACUGCUUUUUAAAGGAAGUCUGUUUUGCAUUAAGGCACAUAGUGAGAUUAAGCAUAAGCCAACCAUAAUUUUGGUCAUUCUGUAUUAAAUCAUUUGAGGAUUUACUUUUGAAAUAGAAGUUUAAUUAACAAUACAACUUUUUAUAGUACAUUUCUGCUUUGGAAUUCUUUAUAUUUAAAAAUCCUGCUAUAAAUGUUCUCAUUGCCUUGGAUAAUUACAUUUUUCAUUUUAAGGCCACAGCUAUUAAAUUGAUAAUAAAAGAUAUUGCUUGUUUAGAAUUGUGGAAAACAGAUUCUUCUUGAGUUGAAAAAUAGAUAUGUUUUAUUAAGAAUCAGAUUCCAAGCUGUGUGCUGGUGGCUCCUGCCUGCAAUACUAUCUACUCGGGGCUGAGACUUGGAAGAUCAAGGUUCAAAGCCAGUCUGGGCAAAAAAGUCCAUGAGACUCCAUCUCCAAAAUAAUCAGCAAA
Molecule: messenger RNA, 2788 nt
Organism: Perognathus longimembris pacificus (Pacific pocket mouse)
Lineage: Eukaryota; Metazoa; Chordata; Mammalia; Rodentia; Heteromyidae
Gene: Prkci
Product: protein kinase C iota
Exons: 18
Coding region: 252-2042 (596 amino acids)
Biological process (GO): protein phosphorylation
Molecular function (GO): ATP binding; protein binding; diacylglycerol-dependent serine/threonine kinase activity
Source: RefSeq, a predicted model, not a curated record